CAAGACUAUUGUGGAUUCUGCGCAUCGCGACGUGUCGACAUUGUUCGGUGGGUAAAAAAAGAAGCUGAGAAAUCAUGGAUGGAUUUUGACGGCGCAUGACGCCUGACACGUUCUUUUUUGCAAAGCUCCCUAAGAGCUGUAGUUUUCUUUUUUCUUUUCAAAUUCUUUUCUUCUUUUCUUGACAAUCUCUCCUUCUUAUUUCUAGAACUUUGGAUCUUUACUUAACUAUCCUUCUAUCCACCCGUUGGGAUUUUGCUGCUUGAAUCUGGCAUCCCUCUCUUCGCACCCAACUCUCUCCCCCUCACAUCUACUGAGGCCACGGUUGCCUUGCGAAUCGAGUUCAAGCCACACAGACGUCGAAGCGAUCAUUCCAGAUCUAACCGGCUGCCGUCCAAAUCAACCGGAAGCCAAAAGCUGUCAGUCCGUCCGUCUAUGCGUCAAACUUUUGCCUAGGACCACUGUUCGGUUUGACACAAUCCGGAUUUCCUUUUCGACGACUUGCCACUUCCUCACCAAACAAAACCACUGUCAUAUAACUUGUCGAGUACAAACAACGAAAAAAAAAGAGCACACAACAACCACAAAUAAAAACGAAAAUUCUUCUGUUGGUACACCAACGUCAAAGGUUACCCUGAAGCGCCUAGAUUCACUCCUUCUCGCGAGUUUCUGAGCGUCAAAAAAGAGGUCCAUUCGUCUGCGCCACCGCAUCCUUCCCCCAUAAGUCUCCAACGCCUUCUCGAAAACCAAGUCUUUCUUAAGGUCUAUUCGAUGAGCGUCAGGUCGAAACGAAACAAGUCUCCCAAGCUCGGGCUGAAUACAGCCCUUGACUCCAAGGGCGGAACAGGGAAAAGUAACGGAGUAUCGACAAUGAACAAGAACGCCGAGUACAGGCGCAAGCCGGGUCCUCAAGGCUCCGAAGUUGUGACAUCAAACCUGAUGGCGCGCGAGAAUUUCUCUCUCGACGACCCGGUACCAAAGACGCCUGCGCUCAACAACCAUGGCUUCUUCGAGCUUCCUCUUGUGGAUCAGCGCAACUUUGGCCUCCUCGUACUAUUAUACUUCAUGCAAGGUGUACCCAUGGGUCUGGCCACUGGCUCUGUGCCAUUUCUGCUCAAGGAUCAUAUGUCAUACAGUGAGAUUGGAGUUUUCAGUCUGGCGUCGUAUCCGUACUCUCUGAAGCUCCUCUGGAGUCCCAUUGUGGAUGCGAUAUGGAGUCCGCGCGUAGGUCGCCGUAAGAGCUGGAUUCUGCCAAUCCAGAUCCUCUCGGGUCUGGGCAUGCUCUUGCUCGGCUCAACGGUGGAGAACAUGAUGGCCAUGACCGGCAAGCCUGGUGGGCCGACAGUCUGGGGCUUCACCGGCUGGUGGUUCUUCCUUGUGCUUAUGUGUGCCACUCAGGACAUCGCCGUCGACGGCUGGGCCCUCACUCUGCUCACUCCCGGCAACAUUUCCUACGCCUCGACUGCGCAGACGGUUGGUUUGACAGCUGGCCAAUUCUUGUCGUACACAGUUUUCCUUGCCUUCAACUCGAAAGAUUUCGCCAACAAGUGGGUCCGGACAACCCCUCUGGACCACGGCCUCCUCAGUCUUGGUGGAUACCUGAGCUUCUGGGGUUGGACCUUCAUCCUGGUCACGAUAGGGUUGGCCGUGUUGAAGCGCGAGGACCGUACGCGCAAUGAGGAUGGCGUCUGGGACGUCUACCGCAUCAUGGUGGGCGUGCUGAAGCUGAAGCACGUCCAGACCAUCAUUGCUGUGCACCUUAUCGCCAAGGUCGGUUUCCAGGCCAAUGACGCCGUUACCAACCUCAAGCUGCUCGACAAGGGCUUCGGUACUGACAACAUGGCGCUCACGGUCCUGAUCGAUUUUCCGUUCGAGAUUGGUCUCGGUUACUACGCCGGCAAGUGGUCGCAAGAGUAUACUCCGAUGCGCUUGUGGUGCUGGGCGUUUAUUGGCCGUCUGAUAGCGGCCCUGGCGGCACAGUUCACCGUGUAUAUUUUCCCGGCGGAUGGUGUAACGCCAUGGUACUUGCUGGUUGUGAUCGCAGAGCAUAUAUUUUCGACCUUUACAAACACCGUUAUGUUCGUGGCGGUGUCGGCGUUCCAUGCCAAGAUUGCGGACCCCAUUAUUGGCGGCACAUACAUGACGCUGCUUGCAACCGUCUGCAACCUUGGUGGCACAUUCCCAAGGCUGUUCGUGCUCAAGGCCGUCGAUGCCUUCACCGCCGCGACCUGCCACCCGCCCAGCUCGCUUUUGGACCAGGACAUCAAGAAACUCAAAGGUCCCCUGGUCACGCAGCCCUUCUCAUGCGCCGUUCAGGCCGAGAAGGAGCGUUGCUUGGCCGGCGGUGGCAUCUGCGAAAUUACGCGCGACGGCUACAAUAUUGUCAACCUCCUGUGCGUCGGGUUCGGCAUAGUAACUUUUGUCUUGUUUAUUCGCCCACGGGUCAUGCAGCUUCAGGCGCUGCCCCUGAGGGCUUGGAGGCUAAGUAGCAUGAAUUCGCGAUCAUGAAAGCAUCUUUCUUGGCACAAGGUUCUUUCUUUUGUGGUGGAAAAAAAAAUCUCUUUUCUUUUCUUAUUAUGCUUCAUUGCGAAGUGUAUGACAUGGCAUGUAGGAAAAUGUGUACGAUUUGUCCAUAAACAAUAAACAGCUUGCUAUAUAAGAAUCAAGACUGCACACCCUCACUACUGUUGUGCCUGCCUAGUGUAUAAUUUGCUUCCUGCGUGAUGUGGGAGCGCAGCGAACAAAUGCGUGACAACUGAAGGAAUUGGAUUGUCUUUAUUUUUUUUCUUCUCUUGGGUAGGCCUCAUUAAUCGGCAAUUGACAGGCCCGAGAAGCACC
This is a messenger RNA of Pyricularia grisea, 2835 nucleotides long. RefSeq lists its product as uncharacterized. Lineage: Eukaryota; Fungi; Ascomycota; Sordariomycetes; Magnaporthales; Pyriculariaceae. The record is from RefSeq and is a predicted model, not a curated record. Gene Ontology annotation, cellular component: membrane. The transcript has 2 exons. Gene Ontology annotation, molecular function: acetyl-CoA transmembrane transporter activity. The coding region runs from base 769 to 2505 and encodes 578 amino acids.